Molecule: messenger RNA, 443 nt
Organism: Xiphophorus hellerii (green swordtail)
Lineage: Eukaryota; Metazoa; Chordata; Actinopteri; Cyprinodontiformes; Poeciliidae
Product: apoptotic protease-activating factor 1-like
Exons: 2
Coding region: 1-342 (113 amino acids)
Molecular function (GO): protein binding
Source: RefSeq, a predicted model, not a curated record
AUGGAUUUUCAUCAGGUGUAUGAUGGAGUUGUUUCUUUUUUGCCACAGAUCUGGAGUGUUAAAGAUGGCUCUUUACUGAAGGUUUGUUCCCAGGAAAGUAAAGACGCCACUGAUUCUGUACAUGGAGGUUGGGUGACUGAUCUGCACUUCUCCCCAAACAACUCUGUGCUGGUUUCUACCGGAGGCUACAUCAAGUGGUGGGACGUGGCGAGAGGUGAAUCCCUGCAGACGUUUUAUCUGACAGGAAGCGCCCUCAAGAAGAUCCACGUGUCGCCCGACUUCUCCACCUUCGUCACCAUCGACAACAUCGGUAUCCUCUACAUCCUGAAGAGGGUAGCAUGAGGACAGGACAACGACAAUCACAAUAACAAAUCACUACUAUUCAGAAAAAUGUGUAGCAGCAAGAGCAAGUUUACAUGUUCGCUCUUCACCGUUAUCAGUCA